CCGCAGGGGUUGCCGGGAGUUGUAGUCUGCGCGGAGAGGAAGCAUGGCUGUGGCGAAGCUGAAAUGCCCCGUUCUGCCGCUCGCCAGCGGCUGCAGCAUCCCGGUGCUGGGGCUCGGUACUUCCCAUCAAGGUGGCUAUUCCCAUGAUGCUGUGGUCCAUGCAAUACAAAGCUGUGGCAUUCGUCAUAUUGACACAGCAAGACGAUACGGCUGUGAAUCUCUGCUCCAAAAGGCCAUCAAAGAGAGUGGUGUGAAACGAGAGGACAUCUGGCUAACUACCAAACUGUGGCCUAGUGAUUAUGGCUAUGAAAACACAAAAAAAGCAUGCUUGGAGUCAUGUGAAAGGCUUGGUGUCGAAUACCUGGAUCUUUAUUUAAUACACUGGCCUGAUGCGCAAGUUCCUGGUAAAAGCAAUCGAGAGGUCCGAGCUGAAACCUGGAGAGCAAUGGAGGAGCUCUAUGAGAAAGGUUUGUGUAGAUCAGUUGGUGUAAGCAACUUUCUUAUCAGUCAUCUUGAGCAACUAAAGGAAGACUGUGUGAUUACUCCACAUGUUAAUCAGGUUGAAUACCACCCUUUCCAAAGGCCUCAAGAGCUGGUCGAUUAUUGUAGGAGAAGAGAUAUUGUUUUUGAAGGCUACUGUCCUUUAGCCAAAGGUGAAGCACUUACUCAUCCUAGCAUCAUUCAGCUGUCGAAGAAAUAUGGCAGAACUCCAGCACAGAUUUGCAUACGCUGGAGUAUACAGAAUGGGAUUGUCACUAUUCCAAAAUCCACGAAAGCGGAAAGGAUAGAGGAAAACUGCAAGGUGUUUGAUUUUACAAUAGCAGAAGAUGAUGUUGAAGUUCUCAAUGGACUGCAUGAUGGGAGACAUGUUUCCUGGGACCCAAGCCUUGUUGUGUGAAUGAAGGAUGGAUCAUGUUCAGACACUCCUCUGAUGCAACUGUGAGUUGGCCAGCAGUGCUAGCACUAAGAGAGGAUGCUCUUCUGAUAGUGUCAGAGCACACAGCCUUUGGGAGGACCCCAGCUUGCAACUUCAUUUCUGACAAGAUCAAAGCAUUUUCCGGCAAGGAAAUUGCCCUGGAAUUGACCAGGUUUCUGAAAUCCACACCACACUAAGUUCUUACUGGAAAUUCCACAAGAACUUUGGUUGUCACAAAUGAUUUUUGUUUGUUUUUUUGCCAUGCCCCAAAUCACGAGUUUUUACUCCUCCUAAAAUUCAAGUAUAUAAGGGCAUAUACAUACUCAGGAUGCCUGUGAACAAAAGUGUCUGCCUCUUUAUGCUUGUGGACACGUUGCAGAAACACUUUUAAGCAGUUUACCCAGGUCAAAUGGCUGUUAAUAUGGCUUUGGUGCCCUGAAGUGCUCAGCCCUCCUGCUCGCAUUCCACCCAGACCUGCAUUUGGCUUAUUCUUGCAAUAGCGCAUAAAUGACAUUGUCCUUUCUCCUUAUUCUUACUACAGGCAAUUCCAGAGCUGAGUUUUUAAAGGACGUGUAUACACAUUGGAUUUCUGUGGUGUAUUUCACAGAAGGAUGAGCUUCCUCAACCCGAGCUGUGGCCACUGGGGAGGUACUGAAGAAAGAGUUCCUGUUCUGUUGGUGGGGAUGGAGUAUAACCCUGGUGUAAAGCACCUCACUAAACGCUCCCCAGCAUACUUUUGGUAGAGGUGGCUGGACCAACCUGAAUUUCCCUCGGUUGUAUUUCAGCUAUUGUAAGCAGGCUGGAACCUGCGCAGCCAAGCCACGUGCUAACCUGUCAUCUCUGAGGUUUUGGAGAGCCUUCAGUGCAAAUCCAGUCGAUGGGGCUUCAUUUCCCUGACAAGGAUGAAGCUGCAUUUCAGCUCUGUCUCUGCUGAGAUGUCAAGAGGGCUACAAAUGCGUAUGGUCAGCUAAUUUUAAUGAUGCUUAUUGUGAUACAAACACCCAAGUGUUCGGAGUGGAACUGAAAUUGCCCUGGUAUUUUGCACAGCCUCUAACAAAUAAGUACUUAGAUGUCCCAUCUCUGAGUUGGAGCUCUCACAGUUGGUUAACCAAUAACCUACACAUGAAAGCCUGUACAUCUGACUACUGAAACCCUGAGUCACUCUAUCCUUUUUAAUUAAAGCAUGUUCCUUUAAUGUG
Pezoporus flaviventris is the source of this 2115-nucleotide messenger RNA. RefSeq lists its product as uncharacterized. Lineage: Eukaryota; Metazoa; Chordata; Aves; Psittaciformes; Psittacidae. Bases 44 to 898 code for a protein of 284 amino acids. The transcript has 8 exons. Gene Ontology annotation, molecular function: oxidoreductase activity. The record is from RefSeq and is a predicted model, not a curated record.